UCAAAAUGGAAUAUCGAGGAAUGGGUCGAUUCCCAGGGCAGAUAUCUAGAUUUAGAUACAAUCGUCCUGGUCCUCCCAGAACUCGGCCACCUAGACCUUUAUUGUCCACACCAGUUCGAGCUAGGUUUGAACCUCCUAGGGCAAUUCGACCCCGGACUAUGACGCCAUCGCCAAGGGGCAACAUACAAGUGCCAUUCCGUGGGUUCAAAGCAACCCCCAUGAUUCCAGUCCGACCUCAGCAUGGUCAGAUGUCAGAUUACAAGACGGGAACAAAAAAUGAUACAGGAAAAGAUUAUGUAUCGCCAAAUUAUAGAGAACCAGAAAAUACCGGUUCCGUUUCUUCAAAGCAAAUUGAUAAGGACACAAAAGAAUCAGAUAUGGCAAACACAGACAGCAGUUUAAAAGAAGAUUCAGCAAACCAUGCAGAUGAAGACACACUGAAGUCAGCAGAAACAGAGAUAACAUCUGAAAAACAGGAACCAGAGAAGCUUGGUUCAGCUCAAACAUCAAAUCAAUCUGCAAUUUAUGAAAAAACAAGUCAAGAUUCCACUUAUGAUGAAACUGCCAAUCAGGAACCAUAUUUUGAAGCAUCAACCAAUGAAAAUUUAAAUACUGAUGAAACAUCCAAUCAGAAUUCAUACUUUGAUAAGACAGCCAAUCAGGACUCAUAUUUUGAAGAAACAACCAAUCAAGAUUCAUAUUCAGAGGAAGCUUCUUAUCAGGACUCAUUUCAAGACCAGGGGUCAAAUUUUAACACUUACCAGGAUGACAAGGAGGAGACAGAUGCAGGUCAGGGGGAUAAUAAAGCUGAGGGGGGAGAACAGGGAAAAGAGCAGGAGGAGGAAGAGGAGGAGGAAUCUGAUGAAGAAGACACAGGCUUUUGUCAGUACUGUAACAUGCCAUUUGACAAUGAUGAUGCAUACUGGAAGCACACCCGGGGCUUGUUACACACUCAAAAGGUGAUGGAGGCAGAAAAUGCCAAAAAGAAGGGUCAGGAACCAGACAAGGAACCAGAAAAUAAAGAUAAUAUUUUGACUAGACCAUCUUUUGGGACCACCAUGAUGGAAAACAAAGCUUCAGCGAAAGAUCUGAAAUAUCUCCGACAAGCAGGAUUUAGUCCUCACAGAGGUAGAGGGAGAGGAUCCAACAGGGGUGGAUAUCAAUCACCAGCUAAAGACACCAACAGAGGUCAGACCGAGUUGGGUUACAUCCGAGGUCAAGGACAAUAUGACAGAGGGACUCAAGGGCGAGGGAGGGGUCAAGGUCACAAUAAUCAUGGUAAGAGUUUUAGUGAUGGUACAUAUAAGUCAGGUUUUGGUCAAAGGAUUAAAAAGGAAGAGGAAGCAGAAGAGUAUUAUGGGUAUGAAGAGGGCGAUCAAUAUCAGGAAUAUCAGGAAUAUGGAGACCAAGGUGAAAACUAUGAGGGGGCUGGUGAUUACGACGAUGGAGAUUUCAAUAAUGAAGAAGAGGGCCAACAGGAAGAGGAGUACAACUUUUACUCCAGUAACUGGAUGGACAUUGACAAGCCCCCUGAGAAGAUUCCCGUGAGGGAGAGAGACUACUACCCUGAUACACUUGGAAAACCAAAGUUCCCUUCUGACUUCUACUGCAAGGACUGUGAUGUCAAAUGUACCAGUCAGAAGAAUUUUGAGAUGCAUGUGGAGGGAACCAAGCAUAAAAUGAAAACUCUACUUGGAAAGGGAGAUACAGCUCUUGCAAAGGAAGAAGAGAAAAAGAAAAUGGUGGUAGAAUGUACCAGUCGUCCCUCAAAGGUGGACCACCUCAUUAACAAAUCGGAUCAGCCUAUUGUUGGUUUGAAUUUUGUGACCGAGUUUCGGAAGCCUGACCCGUCGGUCCGACCCACCUACGUUUGUAACCUGUGCGAGUCCAAGUGUGAUAUGAAUACUGUCCUAUCCCAUGUCACAGGCUUCAGACACAGAUCGAACUAUUUUAAAGAAUGCCACCCUGAAAUUUACAACCAUAUGACAUCUAACACGGCCAAGAAAAAGUCUGAACAGAACGCAUCAGCAGAAGAAUUUGCUGUCGAUUGCAUGAAACAAGAUGGUCAAGGAAAAAUCCGGGUCAAACUGGAGAUUGAUUCAGUCACGGAGGCUGUUGCCGCUAAUUUACUAAGUCAGUCUGGAAUCAAAAUGAAGACUUUCAUAUCAGAUUUGAAAAACAAGCCAGAUCCAACACCCAUUCCAGAAAAGAAACAGAGAAUCAACCCUGUUCUCCCUAGACAAGACCAAUCUGAGCGAGUCUACAAUAAGAGGGCGUCUGACACCCAGUACAACUACACAUCAAAACACCCCAGAGGGCCUGGCAACAGAGAUAUCUAUGGAGAAACUGUAGGCCCCAAACAGGUUUUUGAUUACAACCACAAGGUGACACAAAGCAGAGGCUACUCAGGUUCGGAGGAUCAGUUUAACCCGUACCAAGAAACCUCCAUGGGCCAUCAGACAGGUUACCCCCCUGGUGACCCCCAACAGAACCUCCCUCAGGGUGAUACAGAUGAUGAGGACAAAGAACUCUUCAGAGAAUUCCUGGAAUGGAAGAGGCAGCAGAAAAAGAAAGACAGUCAAAGCUCAUUACAGGGGGAGGGUUCAUCUUCAGUUCAACAAAUGACAGAAAAGAAAGCACCUGAUCAAGCUAGUGCCUCAGAUGCUUCAGGAAGCUCAGCGGCCGACAUGAUGUUUGCUCUUUCCCAGACCAUGAUUAAAACAGAGGAGGAUGCCGCUAUGGCCCUACAGGUGUCUAACGCUCUGACGCAGGCUUUACUACAAUACAGGCUCAAAAAUGUUGAACUUCCCAACGAGUUAACCUCUAGCCUUACUAGUGGUGCUGGACAAACAAAUCCAGUGCAAACAAGUAGUGCAGAAUCAAAAAAAUCACACAUUUCUUCAAAAUCAAGUUCAUCUAAAUCAUCAAGCAGGACGUUACCCCAGGCAGCUCCAACCAUCCCUGUUGUAUCCUCAGCAUCUGCAUCCUAUCCCCAGGGUGCCUCAUUAUCAAUUCCAGGAGUCAGUGGCAUGACUUCAAAUGUGGCAUAUACAAGCAAUGCACCUACAGGAGUUCCACCUGUUCUGGAUCCACUCCUGAAGCACAUGAAUCCCAUGGAUACCAAUUAUCCUACUAAUCCAGUUGUGACAAAGCAGUAUAAAGGAACAAUUCCCACAACUCAGUAUCCAAGGACACUUGCCACAACACAGUAUCCGGGAACAGUUUCCACCACACAGUAUAAAGGGACACUCGCCACAACACAGUAUCCGGGAACAGUUUCCACAACACAGUAUCCAGAAACAAUUCCCACAACACAGUAUGCUGGGACACUUGCCACAACACAGUAUCCAGGAAUAGUUUCCACAACACCGUAUCCAGAAACAAUUCCCACAACACUAUAUCCUGGAACAGUUUCCACGACACAGUAUCAGGGAUAUUCAUUUUAUGGAGGGCAGUACCAGCCUUCAGUUCCUGAGGGGUACCAAUGGGGGUAUAAUGCAACACCCCCAGAAGAUGUACCCCCUCCCCCACCCCCUAGAGAAGAUCUACCAAAGCCACCGCCAGAAAAUCAGACCUACUAGAUAUUAUGCAAAUUUAUACAGCAUAUAUCUUUUUAUGAGAAUUGUUCUAUUGAAAGUGCUUUUAAAAUUAUACACUAAUACAUGUACUGAAUUUUACUGUGUGACAAAAAUUUGGCAGAAGGAUUUCAGAAAAAAAUUAAGACAUCUUUUUGUAUGUCAUUUUUCCAGAUUAUAAUUUUUUAAGGUUAACCUGCCAAUUUAAUGUGCAAAAAAUACUAUUUUUGGUAAGUCUAGGGUUUGAUUGCAUGUGUUAUUUUAUUGAUAUACAAAAUCAUGCAAAAUACUUUUUAAAGUUUCAUUUUUUAUUUCCAUACAUGUAAUUACUUCAUUUUGGAAAGCAC
This is a messenger RNA of Saccostrea echinata, 3922 nucleotides long. RefSeq lists its product as uncharacterized. The transcript has 19 exons. Gene Ontology annotation, molecular function: single-stranded RNA binding; double-stranded RNA binding; zinc ion binding. Bases 6 to 3581 code for a protein of 1191 amino acids. The record is from RefSeq and is a predicted model, not a curated record. Gene Ontology annotation, cellular component: precatalytic spliceosome. Lineage: Eukaryota; Metazoa; Mollusca; Bivalvia; Ostreida; Ostreidae.